AUGACAGGCUCCCAGCACAGCCCCAGUCCGCCCCCGGAUGCAAUCGAGAAGACUGGGUACACAGAACAACCCCAGGCGGUAUCUUCUCUCACUAGUGGCCAUACCCACGGCGUCCACCAUGAGGAGAGCAGUCACCUACACCGAGGCCUUAAGGCCCGUCACAUCACGAUGAUAGCAAUCGGCGGUGCUAUUGGCACUGGGUUGGUUAUUGGGACAGGACAGGCUCUGGCACGAGCAGGACCGGGCUCUAUCUUCAUCUCAUAUACAGUCGUCGGCUUUCUCGUCUAUCUGGUCAUGUGCGCUCUGGGUGAAAUGGCCGCUUGGUUGCCACUGUCCUCUGGAUUUACCGGAUAUGCGGUGCGGUUCUGCGACCCUGCGCUUGGAUUUGCACUCGGGUACACAUACUGGUUCAAGUACAUCAUCGUCACGCCCAACCAGCUCACGGCAGGUGCAUUGAUCAUCCAGUACUGGGUCGACCGGGAUAGGAUCAACCCUGGGGUGUUCAUCGCCGUGUUCUGGGUGGCCAUCGUCUGCAUCAACUACUUCGGGAUCCGUUUCUUUGGCGAGUUCGAGUUCUGGCUUUCCACCAUCAAGGUCAUUGUGGUAGUUGGCAUCAUCAUCCUAUCGCUCGUCCUCGCUCUCGGAGGAGGCCCGGACCACGAUCGUAAAGGAUUCCGCUACUGGAGGGACCCCGGAGCAUUUGCCGAAUACAUUGACGACGGCGCGACCGGGCGUUUCCUUGCAUUUUGGUCGACCAUGGUGACUGCGACGUUUGCGUAUCUGGGCACCGAACUCGUCGGCGUGACGGUGGGCGAGGCGCAGAACCCACGCAAAACCAUCCCGCGCGCCAUCAAGCUCACCUUCUACCGCAUCCUGAUUUUCUACUGCCUCAGCGUGCUGCUCCUCGGCAUGUUGGUCCCGUACAACUCGAAAGAACUGGCGUUCGCGACUAAGGCGUCCAGCUCGGCAUCGGCAUCUCCGUUCGUUGUGGCCAUUCAACUCGCGGGCAUCCAAGCUCUCCCGGGCAUCCUGAAUGGAUGUUUUCUGCUCUUCGUCUUCUCGGCCUCCAAUUCGGACCUAUACAUCGCCAGCCGAACCAUCUACGGCCUGGCCUGCGAGGGCAAGGCGCCCAAGAUCUUCCGCCGCACCGACUCCCGCGGCGUGCCCGUCUACGCACUCGGCAUCUCGGCCGCAUUUGCACUGCUUGCCUUCAUGAACGUCUCGGACGACUCCAAGACGGUGUUUGGCUAUUUCGUCAACCUCGUCACCAUCUUCGGCAUCUUGACCUGGAUUUCCAUUCUGGUCUCGCACAUCUACUUUGUGCGUGCCCGCCGCGCCCAGAACGUGCCGGACACGGCUCUCGCCUACAAGGCCCCGCUCGGCGUCGCCGGUUCCUACGGCGCCGUCGCCCUGUGUAUCCUCAUCGCCCUGACCAAGAACUUCCCCGUCUUCACCCACUCCAAGUCCUGGGGCGACUUUGACUACAAGAACUUUGUCACCGGCUAUCUCGGCAUCCCGCUGUACUUGAUCAUGAUCUUCGGCUAUAAGCUAGCCAUGAAGUCCAAGGCCGUCGCGCCCGAGUCCGCCGACCUGUGGUCCGGCAAGGAUGUCAUCGAUCGCGAAGAAGAGGAGUUCCUGGCCAGGAAACGCGCCAAGGAGCUCGGCCGCGCCAAGGCUGCUCAGAACCGUGGAUGGUUCUACAGGGUUUUUGUGGCUUGGUUGUUCUAG
Molecule: messenger RNA, 1728 nt
Organism: Capronia epimyces CBS 606.96
Lineage: Eukaryota; Fungi; Ascomycota; Eurotiomycetes; Chaetothyriales; Herpotrichiellaceae
Exons: 3
Coding region: 1-1728 (575 amino acids)
Biological process (GO): amino acid transmembrane transport
Cellular component (GO): membrane
Molecular function (GO): amino acid transmembrane transporter activity
Source: RefSeq, a predicted model, not a curated record